AUGGAGGCUUCUACAAAUUUUGUCAAGCAAGUUUGGUCUGUAGUGAGAGGUGUUGUGAAAACCAAGUCGACUGCUCUGAAAGAGAGAGCAACUGAUGUAGUGAAGUCAAAACUGGUUACUCUUGGGCUUGUCAAGAAUAAGAAGAUAUUCAAGGCAAUCUGUUAUAAGAUGAAUGUUUUGUUUCAUGCUGAGAAAGAGGAGAACAAUGAUAAUAUGGCGCUUGCUGUUUGUGCUCCUUCUGCUGCUGAAGCAAAGUAUGAACCAGCUGAGCUUGAUAAUCUGUCACAUACCCUGUUUGAGUCGCCAAGAAACUCCAUUUCUUCUAUGCUUGAUGGUCGGCUUUCUACCUGUACUGAUUUGGCAGAGCUGGAAGAUGAAAUUGAUGAUCUGGCUGACAUUUUUAUCAAAAGAUUUCAUGCCCAGAUGCGAUUUCAGAAGCAGAGUUCUUUCAAGCGCUACCUGGAGAUGCUCAACAGGGGUGUCUAAGUGCCUCUGUUUUUUCCACAGUAGAACAAAAUACAUCAGAUCCCUCAAUGAUUAUUGUAUGAAUCAUUGGACGAUUCUUAUUAG
Molecule: messenger RNA, 570 nt
Organism: Cryptomeria japonica (Japanese cedar)
Lineage: Eukaryota; Viridiplantae; Streptophyta; Pinopsida; Cupressales; Cupressaceae
Exons: 1
Coding region: 1-486 (161 amino acids)
Source: RefSeq, a predicted model, not a curated record